AUGCCCAGGCCUAGUGGCAAACUCAAUCACAUAGAGCGGAACCCCCAAUACCGAAGUCUCGCUCAAAGUGUAAAUCCUGCUGAUAUUCGGACACCUCAAGUUGACCUCCUGCAGCACACGAAUGAUCCAUUACAAACUAAUGGAACAACAGCUCUUUCUGUUCUCCUACAGAUUGCUCUAGCCACAUGUAAAGAAGCACUUGCUACUCCACCACCUGGAAUGACAUACUGCUCAGGAGGAGAUAAAAUGAAUUCUCGGAACAAUCGGAAAAAGUGGGAUAAGAAGUCAAUGUUGGUUGCAGUAAACGCUGUUACAAAUAAUAAAAUGGCGUAUCUGAAAGCAUCCAAACUAUUUAAUUCCCACAUUCCAAGACAACGUGAAGCAACACCUCCACCUUCAACAGAGAAUGACAACACUCCUCAUCCAGGACAAAUUACUCCAUCACACAGGGUCUACAUAAGCCCUGAAAACAUAAUUCCACUACCAUCUGUCAGUGGAGUAUGUAAAACUGUCUCAAAUAAUAAGCCCAGAACAGGGCAGCAAAAUUAA
Messenger RNA from Acanthoscelides obtectus, 549 nucleotides. The record is from the annotation of a GenBank genome assembly. NCBI's taxonomy places the organism in Eukaryota, Metazoa, Arthropoda, Insecta, Coleoptera, Chrysomelidae.